This is a messenger RNA of Schistosoma rodhaini, 705 nucleotides long. The record is from the annotation of a GenBank genome assembly. Lineage: Eukaryota; Metazoa; Platyhelminthes; Trematoda; Strigeidida; Schistosomatidae.
AUGGACAUGAGUUAUCAUGCAUCUUUAGUAGAAAUUGCGAACCCGGAUAGAACCGUCACCGUCCCCAAUAGUCCCGAUGCAGCUGUCCUGAAUGACGAAAAAUGGACCGCAGUAAGGAGGAAAAGAAAAGGAAAAAAAGCUAAAGAUAAAGCACACUUUGUUGACAAGUCAUUGAGGAACUCACAGUCUGAGUCACUCAAUGCACUAUCGCACUCUGAUAGAACGGCAGAACAUCAUCCUAGUGCGACUGAGAGGAAUUUAAUAUCAUCGAAUAUUAUUGUGAGUAAAUUGCCAGAGUCUAACGAUCCAGAUCCUAAGGUUAGACACACCCAUGACUUAGAGAGGCUCGGAGAAUAUAUCCGUAGCAUAUUACCAGAUAACACUAAAGGUGUUCAGGUUAAAAAAUUAGUUAGAAUAGGUAAAAGGGCCGAUGACAGUGUUCUACCCCGACCGUGUAAGGUAAUCUUAGGGUCGGAGAAACAACGUAAUCUUCUGUUAAGUAACGCUCGAAGUCACGACAACUCUGACAUUCGAAUUAGACCGGAUGUGUCUCUUGAAGAUAGAAUAAAAAGGAAGACGGCACUAGCUGAACUAGAAACCCGUCGACAGAACGGUGAAGAAAAUCUCCGAUUGGUGGGUUUUCGAAUAGUCGGGUCUUGGAAGCGAAUGCUACCAAGGCCUGUGUGGAUAGGUCAUUCUCCCUAG